Molecule: messenger RNA, 1205 nt
Organism: Erythranthe guttata (spotted monkey flower)
Lineage: Eukaryota; Viridiplantae; Streptophyta; Magnoliopsida; Lamiales; Phrymaceae
Biological process (GO): regulation of DNA-templated transcription
Cellular component (GO): histone deacetylase complex
Molecular function (GO): transcription coregulator activity; protein binding
Source: RefSeq, a predicted model, not a curated record
UCUCUCUCUCUCUCACACAAACACACACACACACAGCUGCUGUGUUUUGUGUCUCUGAAAUAGAAAAAAAAAAAAAAAAAUUCAAAAUUUCGCCCCAAUUUUCAUCACCAUUCAUCCAAAACGUUCGAUUUCUGGAUUCCUGAACCCGCGAUCUCUCAAUCGAACCCAAUUUCACACCCCAAAUCUCCAUGAUUCAGUUAAAAUCGAUAGGGUUUUGAGCAAACAAAAUUCUCGAAAAUGCUGGAAGUAGCUACAACGGAGAGCAAUGGCGGAUUCUCCACGCACUCGUCUCAGUUGCAGAGCUGCGGCGACAGCAGCGAAGAGGAGCUCUCCGUGCUUCCCCGCCACACCAAGGUGGUGGUCACCGGAAACAACCGCACUAAGUCGGUCCUCGUCGGCCUUCACGGCGUCGUCAAAAAAGCCGUCGGCCUUGGCGGUUGGCACUGGCUGGUUCUUACGAAUGGGAUUGAGGUAAAGCUACAACGGAAUGCUUUAAGUGUGAUCGAAGCUCCUACAGGAAACGAAGAAGACGACGACCUUGAAUUCGAACACACGCAGUGGAAUGUAUCGGAUAUGGCAUCGGAUGAUACUCAAAAGUCGUAUAGAUCAAGGCAUCGUACACAAAGGUCAUUUGGGUCGUUUCACAAGACGCUAACUCGGUCUCUCUCGCCUGACUCGCUGUCUAAAGAUUCUGUUUCUACUACAAGGGGAUCUCCGAAAGUUGACCUCAGCAAACUUGAGAUGGGUGCUUUAUGGAGAUAUUUGCGGCACUUCAAUCUCGUGGACGCGAUUCAUAACCCUACCAAAGAGCAAAUCAUUGAUGUUGUUCAAAGGCAUUUCAUGUCACAACAAAUGGAUGAGUUGCAAGUGAUAACGGGGUUUGUGAAAGCGGCCAAGAGACUGAAGAAAGUCAGGAAAUGAAUGACAUCAUUGAUCGGUCCCGUUUCUGACUACCUUAACAAAAUCGUGAUUACCUUAAUAUGACGAUGUAUAUGUGUCUCUCCGGCGAUUAUAUGAUAUAUAUCUCUUUCGUUUUCCGUAGGUUUAACUGUAGCUAUGUAGAUAUAUAUAUGUAAAAACCACUAAACUAGCCAAGCACUCGUAAGAAGACGACUAUUUACCUAGGCAAUAGCUUUGGUUCAAUGUAUUUUGCCGAUCCGAUAUAUAUUUCAAUUUCCGAUUAUAUAUAUUUCAAUUUCGAUUAU